AUGGCGCCCAAAUUGGGAAAGUUGUCAUCUGGCAAGUCGAAUACGAAGAAGAAGCCGUUGUUGGAACUGGAACCAAGCAAUGGCAAUAUGAGCAACGUCGAUACGAAAGGAGAAGGCGCCAAUACGAAAACAUCCAAGAAGAAGAAACGGUGGAGCAUGCGGAGAAAGAAGAAGAACGAGCCAGUGGAAAAUCUUGAAGCUCCCACCGCUUUGGGGAUUUGCUGUGGCCGUUCACGUGCGGAACUGAGCCAUCCCGCAUUUUCGGCACGCGAAGUGACGGGUCAAGUGCUGAAUGGCCCCAAUUCAUUUGCUCCCGCUGGACUGUGUACUCUGCUCGCCAAGACGAUCGUGAUGAGUUGGUCCAUGUCGCUCUUUGUCAUUGGUCUUUUGAGUCGUUCCGAACCUCCCAUGGCGUUUUUCUUUGCGUACUUGACCAACAUUACCCUGCUGAUUGCGUGUCUAUAUCUCUUGUUGAGUUGGUGGAAUUCCUUGCUUUCCACCAUUUGCACUUCCACGACAACCAACAUUGGAUGGAUGCACCACAUCAGCUGGGCGUUGUUUGCCGUUGCAGCUCCGGGAGAAAUUAUCGUCACGGUGGGGUACUGGACCAUGGACUGGGACGGGAAGUUGACCACCUUGUUGGACUAUUACAAUAUCAUGACCCAUGGUGGUGUCAUGAUUUUGGUGUUGCUGGAAGGAUUAUUCAUCAACCGCAUUCCCCUUCGUGUGCGACACUACGGUCUCCUGGCACUCUACAUGAUGGCCUAUCUCAUUUGGACAUUUGUCCAUGCCUGGUUCCUGAUUGGUGAUCCCACCAGUGAAGAUGAUGACGCCAUUUACGAAGGGGUCCUGGAAUGGAACAAGGAUCCCUUGACCACGGCUGGAUACGCGGCCCUCUUUUUCUUUGGUCUGGCACCGGUUUCCUUCGUGUUGGUGUACGUCUGUUCGCUCUAUACCGUUCCCUGUUUCUGCUGUCUGUUCGGGGCACGACGAAGAUAUGUGGUGGAUGGGGACGACAUGACAGUUACGGCCGAGGACGAUGCAUCUCAAGCGAGUACUUCCUAUGUGGAAAUGCCCGUGGUUCCCAAAAAGAAGAAGAAAAUGGGCCGAUGGUUUCCCAAAGGGGGGGACGAAGAAUCCGCUGCAGUCUAG
Seminavis robusta is the source of this 1152-nucleotide messenger RNA. The record is from the annotation of a GenBank genome assembly. NCBI's taxonomy places the organism in Eukaryota, Bacillariophyta, Bacillariophyceae, Naviculales, Naviculaceae.